GGCCGCGCCUCAGCCGGGGAAGCGCGCUUUCCCGGCGACCCGCGCGCGCACUUCCGCCUGCAAGAGGUGAGUGUCUCCGACGCCGGCGUGAGCGGCUGGUGGAGGGAUCGGCCGGGACUCGGCGCGUGGCGGUGACGUCAUCGGAAGCCAAGCCUUUAGAGAACUGAGACGCGGCUGGCGUGCGCUGGCCGACUGAAGGCAGGCGGAGCGGAGCGUGUGUCCCUCGCGGGCAGUGCAUUUGCAGACCUCAGUCCCGGCUCUGAGCACCCGAGUUCUGAGUCCCCGUGUGCAGCUGCGGUAUCCCAUCGCGGCGGCGUACCUCGUAUCUGAGCCCCUGUUGUGUGAGAGGCCUAGCUGGUGGUCCUCUUGAGCACCCGGGUCCGGGCAACAGACGAGCCAGGCGAUGAGUGAGCUGGACACGGAAGUAAAGCAAAGGGAGACAUGCUGGAGAUGUGGACGGGGUGGGCGGAGGUUCCGGAGCACAUGGAGGACUGCGGCCAGGAUGCCAGUGCAGUACACAGCUCUGCGGCCCCACUAUGUCAAGAAGAGGAAGAGGGGCCUGGGCCAGCUGCAGGGCCAGGAACUCAGCCUGGGCUCUACAGCUACAUAAGGGACGACUUGUUCACCUCGGAGAUCUUUAAACUAGAGCUCCAAAAUGUACCUCGCCACGCCAGCUUCAGUGACGUCCGGCGGUUUUUAGGCCGUUUUGGCCUACAGUCUCACAAAAUCAAACUCUUUGGACAACCACCAUGUGCCUUUGUAACAUUUCGAAGCGCUGCCGAACGAGACAAGGCCUUGCGAGUACUGCACGGAGCUCUCUGGAAAGGCCGCCCGCUCAGCGUUCGCCUGGCCCGACCCAAGGCUGACCCCAUGGCUAGGAAGAGGCGACAAGAAGGUGACAGUGAGCCACCAGCAACACAAAUUGCCGAUGUGGUGACCCCUCUUUGGACAGUGCCCUACACUGAGCAGCUAGAGCAGAAGCGACUGGAAUGUGAGCGGGUGCUACAGAAACUGGCCAAAGAAAUUGGGAACACUAAUCGUGCCCUGCUACCCUGGCUGCUUUUGCAGAGACAACAGCACAAUAAAGCUUGUUGCCCCCUGGAGGGGGUCAAGCCAUCACCCCAACAGACUGAGUAUCGUAAUAAGUGUGAAUUUCUGGUCGGAAUUGGGGUGGAUGGCAAGGACAACACUGUUGGCUGCCGGCUUGGCAAGUACAAGGGUGGAACAUGUGCUGUGGCAGCUCCCUUUGACACUGUGCACAUUCCAGAGGCCACUAAGCAGGUGGUGAAGGCCUUCCAGGAAUUCAUUCGUUCCACACCAUACUCAGCAUAUGACCCUGAGACAUACACAGGCCACUGGAAGCAACUGACUGUUCGUACCAGCCGCCGAGGCCAGGCCAUGGCCAUUGCCUACUUCCAUCCCCAGAAACUGAGCUCUGAGGAGGUGGCAGGACUAAAGGGCUCCCUGGUGUGCCACUUCAUGGAGGGGCCAGGCAAGGCCAGUGGGGUGACCUCCCUCUACUUUGUGGAGGAGGGACAGAGAAAGACUCCCAGCCAGGAAGGCCUGCCCCUGGAGCAUAUGGCUGGUGACCAGUGCAUCCAGGAAGACCUGCUAGGGCUGACCUUCCGCAUCUCCCCUCAUGCAUUCUUCCAGGUAAACACACCUGCAGCUGAGGUGCUCUACACAGUCAUCCAGGAAUGGGCCCAGCUAGAUGGGGGCAGUACAGUGUUGGACGUGUGCUGUGGCACUGGCACUAUAGGCCUGGCCCUGGCUCCGAAGGUGAAGAGAGUAGUUGGGAUUGAACUGUGCCAGGAGGCUGUGGAGGAUGCUCGUGUGAACGCCCUCACCAAUGAGCUGAGCAAUGUUGAGUUCCACUGCGGCAGGGCUGAGGAUCUGGUGCCAGGUUUGGUGAGCAGACUGUCUUCCCAGCAACUUGUAGCUGUUCUAGACCCACCACGGGCUGGCCUACAUUCUAAGGUGAUUCUGGCCAUCCGGAAAGCUGAGAACAUCAAGCGGCUCCUGUAUGUUUCCUGCAACCCCAGGGCAGCCAUGGGCAACUUUGUGGAUCUCUGCAGGGCCCCAUCUAACCGAGUGAAGGGCAUCCCAUUCCACCCAGUCAAGGCUGUAGCAGUGGACCUGUUCCCACAGACUCCACACUGUGAGAUGCUUAUCCUGUUUGAGAGGAUGCAACAACACCCCAAUGGCAUAGGAGUCCUGGAACAUCAAGACCUUCAAACCCCAAGAAAUCUUUCUGAUAUCACUCCACAGGAAACAGAGACUUCUUAGGGGAAGUAUAGGAGCACAGGAAGGCUGGAGAGCUGGGGUCUGCCAGCUGAACACCUGUGUCCUAAUAAUUGGAUAGCCAGAUUCUAGAAUAAACAAAUGCUGAUUUUACUGACA
Messenger RNA from Mastomys coucha (southern multimammate mouse), 2400 nucleotides. It is a transcript of the gene Trmt2a, whose product is annotated as tRNA methyltransferase 2 homolog A. NCBI's taxonomy places the organism in Eukaryota, Metazoa, Chordata, Mammalia, Rodentia, Muridae. The transcript is spliced from 12 exons. The record is from RefSeq and is a predicted model, not a curated record. Gene Ontology annotation, biological process: RNA processing. Bases 442 to 2286 code for a protein of 614 amino acids. Gene Ontology annotation, molecular function: RNA methyltransferase activity; RNA binding.